Fonsecaea pedrosoi CBS 271.37 is the source of this 1878-nucleotide messenger RNA. RefSeq lists its product as uncharacterized. Lineage: Eukaryota; Fungi; Ascomycota; Eurotiomycetes; Chaetothyriales; Herpotrichiellaceae. Gene Ontology annotation, molecular function: CoA-ligase activity. Gene Ontology annotation, biological process: secondary metabolic process. The transcript has 5 exons. Bases 1 to 1878 code for a protein of 625 amino acids. The record is from RefSeq and is a predicted model, not a curated record.
AUGACACCCUCGGCAACGGGGAUGAAUGGGACUGCGCUGGCUUUGACCCUGUAUGCCUCGGAAUCCACUUCGUCCGCAGGCAUCGUUGCCAAACGAGGGAAAGCCGACAGUGACCUCGAAGUCGAGAGUUCGAUAAUCGACACCACCGACCAUCGUCCAUUCAUCUCUGCGAUGGCGACGCCUCCGGUCACUUAUCUGCCUGCAAAAGAUUAUGUGUUGCCAACGCUCGACCUUUUGACAUUACUCUUUGAAUCACCGUGGUGCUUGGGGGACGAUGCCGCGGUGCUACAUGUCGAGGCCGCCCAUCCCAGCAACUCGGUCACCAAGGCGCAGACACGGACGUGGACGAAGCGAAUCGCGCACAUCCUGCGAUCUCAGUAUGGCAUAGGUGCUCGGGGACGAGGCAAAGACGUUGUCCUCUGUGUCUCCACCGGUCAGGUCCUCCUGCCGGCGCUAUUCUACGGGACGAUCGCCGCCGGGGGCAUCUACAGCUCAGCAAGCCCGAGUUAUAGUUCUAUCGAGCUCGCACGGCAGCUCAAGCACGGCAACGCCCAACUGGUCGUCACGAGUAGUGACUGUCUCGAAGUCACCGUCAAGGCUUGUUUAGAGGUUGGCAUAGGACGGGACAGAAUCCUGGUCUUGGAAAGCAAGGCGGGCGCAAGGACACUCCACGACGCCACGGGCCAGGGGCCCAACUUGCUCGGAGGAAACGAGAACCCCAACCAGAUGCUGGAGUGGGAACGUAUUACCGAUGAGAAAGAACUGGAGGAAAGCAUCAUCUGCUUGCUCUACAGCAGCGGGACCACCGGCGUGCCAAAAGGCGUCAAAGUGUCGCACACCAACCUCGUCUCCGAGGGUCUUCUCUUGGGCCUCCCGAUCCGGGAGUACGCGAAGAGGCGGAAGCUGAAAGAUCCCUCGUUCAAUUUCGCCUACCGCACGCUUGCGCACCUACCGACUGCACAUGUGGCCGGGUGUUUGGGGUAUUUUGUCAACCCCAUCGUAUCCGGUGGCACGGUGUACUGGAUGCAGAGAUUCGACUUUGCCGGCUUUUUAGAGUACAACAGACAGUUCCGCACCACGGCUUUGUUCACGGUGCCACCGAUCUAUCUGAUGAUCGCCAAAAGUCCCGAAGUCACCGACCACUUCAAGACGCUGUUGCACGCCGUAUCUGGUGCUGCGCCAAUGGGGGCCGAACUCUCGCGACAGGCGCAGCAAAAGCUCGGAUGCCAUCUCUCGCAAACCUGGGGUCUCUCGGAGUCGAUGGGUUCCGUCACAUCCAUGCCGUGGGACGAAGUCGACGACACUGGGAGUAUUUCGCCGUUGAUGUCGAACGUCAGGGUCCGCAUAGUCGAUGACGACGAACAGGACGUGGAGGAAGGGCAACCGGGCGAAAUCAUCUUUCAAGGUCCCAUGGUCACUCGAGGUUACUGGCACAGUGAUCAAGAAACCAACGCUGCUUUCACGCGCGAUAGCCGGUGGUUCAAGACCGGCGAUAUUGGAGUGAGGAGCGACAAGAAGUUCUACGUCGUGGACCGCAAGAAGGAACUCAUCAAGUACAAGGGUCUUCAAGUGGCCCCCGCCGAGCUCGAAGCCUUGCUACUUUCUCACCCACUGAUUGCCGAUGCCGCCGUCAUCGGCGUACCAGCAUUGGAUGGGAGCGGCAAUGAGUUGCCUCGAGCCUUCGUGGUUGCCGAUGAGACGAGAAUCUCGGCCGCCCAGAUCGCCGAUCUGGUCAAGAACAAGUUGGCCAAGCACAAGCAGCUCAGAGGUGGUGUCGUCUUUGUGUCUAGCAUCCCCAAGAGUGCCAGCGGCAAGAUCCUGAGGCGGGAGCUGAGAGCGCAGGCAAAGAGUGACGGCACGGGAAGGACGAAGCUCUAG